GAGAGCGAGAGAGCGAGAGAGACGCAGAAAGAGAGACAGACAUACAGAGAGAGACAGAGGGACAGACAGACAUGGACUCUGAGACAGUUGUAGCUCUGCUCUACUACUUCCUGUUUGCAGUUUUGGUUCAAUCAGUUCCCAUCAGCCCAGCGCCCAACACUCCCCCGGUGUUGAAGGAGGCAGCCGAGCGAGCAAAGACGCUGGUGGAGAAAAUCCUCAGAGAGCUCCCUGCCGUGCACACUGCCACCGUCAACACAGAGGGUUUGACCCUCGACCCCGCGCCUCAGACUCCAAACCUGCAGAUGAUGGUGACCUCCCUGGGCAUCCCCGCCACCCCCAUCCUCAAACCACUGUCUGAACGCUUCACAAUGGACAUGUGUGUGAGUCGUAUGUCAGUGGGCUGUCUGUUGUACCAGGGGCUGCUGGGAGUUUUGGCUGACAGGCUGAGUGGACUAACGAACCUGCGAGCUGACCUCAGAGACUUGCUGACCCACAUCAACAAGAUGAAGGAGGCAGCUCAGUUCGGCGCCGAGAGUCCGGAUCAGAACCAGAGUCUGGAUCUGGCCUCUCGUCUCCAUGGUAACUACGAGGUGCAGGUGGCAGUCCAUGUGACGCUGACACAGCUUCGUUCGUUCUGUCAUGACCUGAUCCGCAGUCUGAGGGCCAUCGCAACCUACAGGCGCCGAGCUGCAGGUGCACGCUAAGCAGUUACCUGCUAAUCCAAAAAUGGGUAAAGAGGAGGAGCACAAAUGGAGCUGAGGUGGGCUGAAUGAAGACUGACAGCUGAACCACGCCCACAGGGCUCAACCUGGUUAGCUCAGGCUAAGGAGCUAGGCCACAUGCUAGCCGUUGUUGCUAGCUGGCUAGUGCUGCGGUGUUGUUGCUACGGGAUGGUCGCGGUCGUCUAAACAAACUUGACUAGAGGUUAGUUACCCCGAAACGAUACCACAACAAAUACUUUUGAUUUAUCUAUUAUCAUAAUCAUACUUCAUAAGCUUUCACGUGCGUCUCCAACCCUGCGUCUCAACUGUGUCUCAGAACUUGUGUCUCCAACCCUGCGUCUCCUCUGGGGUAAAGAAAACUACAAUUCAAACAGUUUAGAUGAAAUGAACCAGUGAAAACA
Molecule: messenger RNA, 1123 nt
Organism: Paralichthys olivaceus (Japanese flounder)
Lineage: Eukaryota; Metazoa; Chordata; Actinopteri; Pleuronectiformes; Paralichthyidae
Source: RefSeq, a predicted model, not a curated record